Messenger RNA from Camellia sinensis, 510 nucleotides. The record is from RefSeq and is a predicted model, not a curated record. Lineage: Eukaryota; Viridiplantae; Streptophyta; Magnoliopsida; Ericales; Theaceae.
AUGGCACCCUAUGAAGCUUUGUAUGGACGACCAUGUCGUUCUCCCGUGUGUUGGGAUAAAGAUGGAGAUAAAUCUUUGCUAGGGCCUGAAAUUGUUCAGUUGACAACUGAAAAGGUUAAAAUCAUUCGGGAAAGACUGAAGACUGCUCAAAGUAGGCAGAAGAGCUAUGCGGAUAACCGACGAAGGAAUUUGGAAUUUGAAGUUGAUAGUCAUGUUUUUGUGAAAGUCACCCCAAUGAGAGGACAUCUGAGAUUCGGGAAAAGGGACAAUUUAACACCCCGAUAUGUAGGUCCAUUCCAAAUUUUGGAGAAAGUGGGUCUAGUAGCUUACCGGGUUGCCCUUCCGCCAAAUAUGAGUCAAGUACAUAACGUGUUCCAUGUCUCCAUGCUUCGAGGAUACCUUCCAGAUCCGUCACAUGUCAUUGAUUACCACCAAAUUGAGUUGGAUGACAAGCUAAUUUAUGAAGAAAAACCAAUCCGCAUUUUGGACCGACGAGUGAAACACUUAUGA